This is a messenger RNA of Miscanthus lutarioriparius, 339 nucleotides long. Lineage: Eukaryota; Viridiplantae; Streptophyta; Magnoliopsida; Poales; Poaceae. The record is from the annotation of a GenBank genome assembly.
AUGGACGAGGACGUGGACGACUGGGACGGCGUCCUGCGGAGCGAGCCCGCGGACGCGGGUCUGCUGCAGGACGCGCUGCACGACUUCUACCCUUUUACGCGUCCGCGCGCCGCCGGCGGUGGCAGGCGCGGCCUGUCCGCGGUCGGCGCCGACGACGCCAGGGCAGCAGCAGCUGCGUUGGUGCCGGUAAAGCAGGAGGGGUUCGUCUUUCCCAGCCCUUUCGCAGGCGUCGACGGGAACGGCGAGUACCCGAUGAUGCCGCAGGGCCUACUAGAGGACGUGAUCCACUCCCCGGCGUUCCUGGAGGUCGUGGCCACGCGCUGUGGCCGCAGGGGCUGA